GGAAGAGUACCCUAAUCAACGGGAUGGUGAAUUACGUGUAUGGAGUCAAGUAUGAAGACAAUUUCCGCCUGAAGAUGAUCAUGGAUGAAGAAGAUAAGAAGUCCCAAGCACACAGUCAGACCAAGUGGAUCACGGCAUACGUCCUACACAAGCAGCAUGGAUUCACAUUUCCUCAUACCUUGACGAUCAUUGAUACCCCAGGAUUUGGCGAUACUGAAGGCAUCAAAGCUGAUGAAGAAUUAAGGAACCAGAUAAGGGAGUUCUUCUCCAAUGGAGGCAACAUCGGUGUGGAUCAGCUUGAUGGAAUCUGUUUUGUUGUCCAGGCUUCCUUAGCUAGGCUGACACCCACACAAAAGUACAUCUUUGAUUCCAUAUUGUCGGUGUUUGGAAGAGAUGUUGAAGAUAACAUCUACGUGCUGACAACAUUUUCCGACAGUAAACAGCCGCCUGUCCUGGAAGCCAUCAAACAAGCAGAAAUCCCCUACCAAACCCUUUUCAAGUUUAAUAAUUCUGUUCUUUACGCUCGUAAUAAUGAGGAGGGAGAUGAUUUCGACAGGACCUACUGGGAAAUGGGCACCAAAAGCUUUCAAAGAUUCUUCAAAAGGUUUUUGAAGUCGAAACCAGUUAGCCUGACUCUGACAAAGGAAGUGUUGGAGGAACGGCGACGUUUGCAAGCAGCUCUUCAGGGCAUCCAACCACAAAUAAUUGCAGGUUUGGGGAGGCUGGAACAGCUUAGACAAGAACAUGCAGCAUUGAAACAACACGAAGCAGAGUUGGAAGCCAACAGGAACUUUAUUAUCAAAGUCAACGUACAGAAGCAGUCAAAAGUAGAUCUUGACCCUGGUGUGUAUGUGACGAAUUGCCUGACAUGCAACUAUUCCUGCCACUAUCCCUGCACGAUCCCAGAUGACAAGCUAAAAGACGACUGUUCUGCAAUGGGUAUCAACAUGGAGACCGGAAGAGUAACACAUUGUCUUGUCUGUCCCAAAAACUGUCCGCCACAUGAACAUGUCAACAACCCAUACCGUUUUGAUUUGUACGAGGAAGAAGAGACGAGGACUGCUGAAGAUUUAAAGAAAAAAUAUGAGAAAGCAGAGGGGAGGAGGUUGAACGCUCAAGGUGUGGUGAAGGCACUCAUCAAGGAUUUCAACCGGGAAAGAGUAAAAAUUCUGGACUUGACGAAGAAAGCACAUGCAUGUUUGCAGAAACUCGAUGAAAUAGCAUUGAAACCCGAUCCCUUGGGCGUUACCGAUUACCUUGACCUCUUGAUUGAAACCGAGAGAAGGGAGGGAAAGAUAGGUCACGUCCAGAGAAUAAAAUACCUGGAAGACACCCGAGCCAAGGCAGCUUUGUCUGAGAAGCUAAAGAAAGACUUCGACCCAUUCGAGGAAUAUAUGAAAGAGUUCGAGGAGGAGGGAUUCGACAUUUCCCUGUUCGAUCCGGAUACUGACACCGAUGAUGAUGAAGACGAGCCUUCCGCCGAAAAUGUUACAGCUGAUGAAGAUGAACCUAAGGAACCUCGCGGCGGUAUUUUGGAUUCGAUGUCAAGGUGGCUCGGAGGAAGCAAACCCAAAAAGCAUGGAACUGUAAAAUUAGUAUUUUCGUCCGACGAUUUCCUGAGACUUCAAAAGAAGGAGCAAUCACUCGCCAACUUACAGGCAGGUUUUGGGGACCCAGCUCCUUCAUGUGCAAUUGUCUUUCGUUCGUUUGCUGAGUUCAAGCGCUGGAGAAUGAGCUUUGAAGAUGAGCCUCGC
Molecule: messenger RNA, 1754 nt
Organism: Darwinula stevensoni
Lineage: Eukaryota; Metazoa; Arthropoda; Ostracoda; Podocopida; Darwinulidae
Source: the annotation of a GenBank genome assembly